UUUGGGUUUUAUUUAAUAAUUGCCGCCGCAAUGACAAGACGAUACACGGUCCUACUUUUCGGAUUUUUGUUGCUGUUGAAUAUAUUUUCUGACUUAGAGGCACAGGAAAUAGAUUGGUGGGAGUCAGCUGCACUAUAUCAAAUCUAUCCGCGUUCUUUUCAGGACAGUGAUGGUGAUGGUGUGGGCGAUUUAAACGGUAUAACGGAACGUUUGGAAUAUUUGAAAGAAAUCGGCAUAACUGCAACAUGGCUUUCACCUAUAUUUGAGUCACCUAUGUCAGAUUUUGGAUAUGAUAUUUCAAAUUUCACACGUAUUGAUCCAAUUUUCGGCACAUUGGACGAUUUUGAUGCUCUAAUAGCAAAAGCGAAAGAUAUAGGUGUUAAAAUAAUAUUAGAUUUUGUACCGAAUCAUUCAAGCGACGAGUGUGAGUGGUUCAAGAAGUCUAUAAGACGGGAGAACGGCUACGAAGACUUUUAUGUAUGGCACGAUGGCAUUGCAGAUAACGCUGGCAAUCGACUGCCGCCUAGCAAUUGGGUGAGUGUUUUUGGUGGUCCUGCUUGGACAUGGAAUGCUGAAAGGCAACAAUAUUAUUUACACCAGUUUCAAGAUAAACAACCUGAUUUGAACUUCAGCCACCCUUUGGCACGUGAACAUAUGCAAGAAGUGCUAAAGUAUUGGCUCGAUCGUGGUGUCGAUGGUUUCCGCAUCGACGCUGUUCCGCACAUAUUUGAGAAAAUAAACGAUGACGGUACUUAUCCUGAUGAACCACUUAGUGGUUGGUCUACAGAUCCCAGCAGCUAUGAUUAUCUCGAUCAUAUUUACACAAAGGAUCAGUAUGCUACAGUGGAACUCUUGUACGAAUGGCGUGCCUUUUUAAAGAAAUAUCAGUCGGAAAAUGGUGGUGAAACAAGAAUUUUAUUGGCCGAAGCGUAUUCGUCAGUCGAAACUUUGAGUCAAUAUUUUAGUAAUGGCACACAUCAGGGAGCACAACUGCCAAUGAAUUUUAAUCUUAUGUACUUGAAUGGCUAUUCCACAGCGGAAGAUGUUGUCAAUUCAGCUGAAUAUUGGAUGAAUACUAUGUGGAAGCAACACCAGACGGCGAACUGGGUGGUGGGCAAUCACGACAAUUCGCGUGUGGCAGAUCGCAUGGGUAGGCAUAAAGUCGAUUUACUGAAUGUGAUUGUCAAUGCCAUGCCAGGUGCUUCCGUCACUUACUAUGGUGAGGAAAUCGGCAUGGGAAAUGUUCCAACAGAGUGCACUCCAAUCUCUUGUGAUUCACGUGACCCAGAACGCUCGCCUAUGCAAUGGGAUUUACAAGCAAAUGCUGGUUUCACAAAAGGUGACACAACAUGGCUCCCCGUGGCAGAUGAUUAUGAACGGUACAAUGUCCAAAUUGAACGUGGAGUGGCUCGAAGCACUUUGCAAAUUUUUAAGGGCAUGCAACAAUUAAAGAAGACCGCUGCGUUUAAGGCAUUCAAACAACCUGGAGGAUUUUCAUACAACGCACUGACGCAAAAUGUGCUCCAAAUUGUCAGAGCCGCUGCAAAUUCGGAGGAAUAUCGCGUACUGGUCAAUAUGGGUAAUAAAGUAGAGAGAAUCGAAAAUUUAGCUGACAAGACUAUGGAAUACGUUCUGUUAACAAUACAUUCGCCGCAUAACUAUGGGGAUAAGGUCGACUUAAGUGGAUCGUUUUAUUUGAUGCCAUAUGAAGCGGUUGUGCUGCGUUCGAGAACUUGAUGUAGCUCUAAUGUUAAAUAAAAAUAAAU
This is a messenger RNA of Teleopsis dalmanni, 1766 nucleotides long. RefSeq names its product maltase A2-like. The transcript has 6 exons. Bases 31 to 1737 code for a protein of 568 amino acids. Lineage: Eukaryota; Metazoa; Arthropoda; Insecta; Diptera; Diopsidae. Gene Ontology annotation, biological process: carbohydrate metabolic process. The record is from RefSeq and is a predicted model, not a curated record.